Molecule: messenger RNA, 2128 nt
Organism: Leguminivora glycinivorella
Lineage: Eukaryota; Metazoa; Arthropoda; Insecta; Lepidoptera; Tortricidae
Product: glucose dehydrogenase [FAD, quinone]-like
Exons: 4
Coding region: 128-1999 (623 amino acids)
Molecular function (GO): ecdysone oxidase activity; flavin adenine dinucleotide binding
Source: RefSeq, a predicted model, not a curated record
CUACAAGCUACGUGCAAGUGAUACGUAAAUUCUAGAUAGGUUAUUAGAGUACUAUUAAACAUUAAAUAUUUAUCUAGACAUUUGGAUUAAUUAAGUACUUCAUUGCGCAAAUUAAUGAAGGUCCAAAAUGUGGGCGUGUGACCCAGCGUUCACGACUCCGAUCCUGCAGAGCUACAGUGCAGCAGGGCCGCUGUUCGUCCAAGCUCUGCAGGGGUUCUUUGCGGCACAGUGCGCCUUGGCUGGUGACCACUUGUGGCCUGCUGACGCUACUGAAGCUGUACUCCAAGAUCCCAAUUAUGACUUCAUCGUGGUGGGGGCAGGAUCGGCUGGUGCCGUGUUGGCGAACCGUCUCACAGAAGUGGCAGACUGGAAAGUUCUACUCGUGGAGGCGGGUGGAAACCCCUCCUUAGGAACUAUGAUACCACAAGCAUUUUUCAGUAACAUAGGAGGGCCGGAUGAUUGGGGCUACCGGCCAAUCCCUCAAGAAGGAGCCUGUCGGUCCUACGCCACGAAGAGCUGCGCCUGGCCCCGAGGCAAGACCCUCGGCGGCUGCAGCGCCAUCAACGGCAUGUACUACGUUAGGGGAAACAGGCUCGACUACGACGAGUGGGCCGCCGCCGGCAACCACGGCUGGAGCUACGACGAAGUCCUCCCCUAUUUCAAGAAAAGUGAAAACUUCACUGGAACCCUCAACGAAGACACAACCCCGUACCAUGGCACUGGAGGAUACCUAAGCGUAGAAGACACUAAAAAUGUCCAUGACAUUGAAAAACUACUUAUACAAGCUGCUACGGAAAUUGGCAUUGAAGCGCUGUAUGACGUAAGCGGUAAGAACCAAAUGGGCAUCACCCGAACAUUCACCACAACCAAAAAUGGAGUCAGGCACAGCACAGCAUCCGCAUUUCUAAGCCCAAUAAAACAACGCAAGAAUCUACACGUCAUCAAAAAUACGAUGGCUACGAAAAUUUUGUUUAAACCGAACACCCGGGAUGUGGAAAGUAUAGUUUUGAAUAAGAAUGGUAGAGAUGUUGUAGUAAAAGCGAAAAAAGAAAUAAUAAUAUCAGCUGGUGCUAUUAACUCACCCCAGUUGUUAAUGUUGUCUGGUAUAGGGCCUCGAAAACAUUUAGAAGACUUAAAUAUCGAUGUUAAACUGGAUUUACCUGUAGGUGAAAACUUACAAGAUCACGUGUAUAUUCCCACCUACUUCACCAUGCCCGGCGAUAAAGAUACCCUUGGACUACUUCAAAUUACAGGAGCGUUUGCAGAAUUCAUCACGCAAAACACAGGAAUACUCUCGGAUACCAGUCCUCAUAAAGUGAUUUCUUUCUACAAUACCACGGAUCCCAAGGCCAGCAGUCCAGAUGUACAAUUUCAUCACGUAUUGGUGCCUCCAAACUCUUAUAACCUUUUGGACAUUUAUAGUGUUCACGGUAUGAAUGAUGACUUAAUAAAAAAGUUCCGCGAAGUAAAUGAGAACAAUCAUAUACUUCUAAUGGUCUUAGUUUUGUUGAGACCAAAGUCUAAAGGACGCAUUAUCCUCAAGAGCACCGAUCCUCAUGACUAUCCAUUGAUUUAUGCCAACUACUUCCAAGAGCAAGAUGACGUCUUAACUAUAAUUAGGGGUUUCAAACAAUACUCAUUAAAAAUGGGAGAUACGAAUACAUUUAAGCAUAUUGGGCUAAAGCAACAAUGGAUCGAAAUAGAAGCUUGCAAAAAGUUCGAGACAGAUUCAGACGACUUUAUAGAAUGUGUUGCAAGAGAAACUACAUUUUCCCUUUAUCAUCCCGUUGGAACUGUCAAAAUGGGACCGGAUGGGGAUGCCAGUUCAGUAGUCGACCCGGAGUUAAAGGUUAAACAUGUAACAGGUCUAAGAGUGGUGGAUGCCAGUAUCAUGCCAGAUAUCACGCGAGGUAAUACAAACGCUCCAACAAUCAUGAUUGCUGAGAAAGCAGCUGAUAUGAUAAAAGCAUUUUGGUCUAAAGGGCAUACGGAAUUAUAAAAGAAAAGAACAAAUAGCACAAUUAAAUAGUGUAAAUAUGGUAGAUGGUGUGGUGAAAACGGUAGGUAUAGGAUAGGCAAAGAGGAUCGAGUAUUAUAAAGAGUUACUACUGUCGAAGUAAAAUGUGUA